AUGGAUUUAAGAGUUGGAGGAAAGUAUAGAAUAGGCCGAAAGAUCGGCAGUGGCUCUUUCGGUGACAUUUACAUGGGUAAGAACCUCAUAUCUGGCGAGGAAGUAGCAAUCAAACUGGAGAACGUAAAGGCAAAACACCCGCAGUUAGCCUUCGAGGCUAGAGUCUACAAGGCUCUGGCGGGGGGACUGGGCAUACCUUUCCUCAGAUGGUAUGGCCAAGAGUGUGACUACAACGCAAUGGUUAUUGAUCUAUUGGGCCCAUCCCUUGAGGAUCUCUUCAACUAUUGCAAUCGUAAGUUUAGUCUCAAAACCGUAUUGCUCCUCGCCGAUCAAUUGCUUUCCCGCUUGGAAUUCAUCCAUGCCAGAUCUUUCAUUCACAGAGACAUCAAACCGGAUAACUUUUUGAUGGGUGUGGGUCGAACUGGUCAUUUGGUCCACGUUAUCGAUUUUGGUCUGGCCAAAAGAUACCAAGAUCCAAGAACUAAUUUCCAUAUUGAGUACAGGGAGAAUAAGAAUCUAACCGGUACUGCCCGAUAUGCCUCCACUUUAACUCAUUUGGGUAUCGAGCAGUCUCGGAGAGAUGACCUAGAGUCAUUAGGUUAUGUUCUCAUCUAUUUCUGUCGUGGUGCUCUCCCAUGGCAAGGAUUGAAAGCUCUUACUAAGCGACAAAAGUACGAUCGAAUUUUAGACAAAAAGUUAGGAACAUCCGUCGAAGCACUGACAAGAGGAUUACCUGUCGAAUUUGCGGAUUACAUGACAUAUGUUAAGUCUCUCAGAUUCACCGAUAAACCUGAUUACAUCUAUCUAAAGAAACUGUUCAGAGAUCUUUACGUUCGCCAAAGAUUCACCAAAGAUUAUUUGUUUGAUUGGAGUAUAUACAAGUUCAAGCUGAAGCAUCCUGGUCUUACUAAAGGGGAAAAUGAUACUCAAACUGAUGAACAACAACAGCAGCAACAGCAGCAGCAAGUGCAACAGGCAAUCUCCCAACAAAAGCAACAACAACUGCAGCAACAGGAUCAGCAACAGCCACAGCAACAAGCCCAACCACAACCGCAACUUCAACAACAGGCUCAACAGCCACAGCAGCAACCUCAACAGCAACAGUCACAGCCACAGCAACAGUUACAGCGAGACUCCGUGCAGCAAGGUCUCAAUUCGGAUGUUCACAUGUACCCUAUGUACCCUGAUCAGAACAAUCAGAUGUCAAAGACUCCUUCCACUCAGCAAAAGCCAGUGAGAAAUAUUUCGUCGCCUGGCCUCAAGAUGAACAUCCAUUCGUCUGCAGCUAAAGAUGCCGACUACUCCCAAUUCAACAAUCCAAGCAACGAAACUCCAAAGGUCAACAAGUGGCUUUAG
Messenger RNA from Komagataella phaffii GS115, 1356 nucleotides. RefSeq names its product Protein kinase involved in regulating diverse events including vesicular trafficking, DNA repair, an. The transcript has a single exon. Lineage: Eukaryota; Fungi; Ascomycota; Pichiomycetes; Pichiales; Pichiaceae. Gene Ontology annotation, cellular component: nucleus; cytoplasm. The record is from RefSeq and is a predicted model, not a curated record. Bases 1 to 1356 code for a protein of 451 amino acids. Gene Ontology annotation, biological process: signal transduction; peptidyl-serine phosphorylation; endocytosis. Gene Ontology annotation, molecular function: protein serine/threonine kinase activity; ATP binding.